Messenger RNA from Abrus precatorius (Indian licorice), 1458 nucleotides. RefSeq names its product transcription repressor OFP5-like. The transcript is spliced from 4 exons. NCBI's taxonomy places the organism in Eukaryota, Viridiplantae, Streptophyta, Magnoliopsida, Fabales, Fabaceae. The record is from RefSeq and is a predicted model, not a curated record. The coding region runs from base 1 to 1458 and encodes 485 amino acids. Gene Ontology annotation, biological process: negative regulation of DNA-templated transcription.
AUGAAGUGGGGUGGCAGAAAACCUUCUUCAUCUUCUUCUGCUUCCUCUUCUAGGCCUUCAUUCAUCUCUCAUGCAUCUCCUUUUUCAUGGCUUUCCAAGUUCAAGCAGAUGAAAAUCAACUCAGAGCCAAAACCCGCAUCACUGAAGCAGAAUGCAAAACAGAAUUCAAUUCCAUCUGAUGCUUCACCCCAUUAUGCUUGUGGGAAUAGAGAAAGGUUUUAUGGAGGGGAUGAUGAUGCUUUCUGGAGACUCUCAUUUGGUGAAGAGGGUACUAAUGAGCAUAGGAAAAGUGAAGAUAUUCUGAAACCAGUAAUGUACAGUUUGGAUGCUGAGCAUGCCAUUCCAUCCUCAAGUGAUAGACUCAAUGCUAAAAGACAUGGUAGAAAAGAAUGCAGUUUGAAGUUGAAGCAGAAGGAAACUGGACUAAGAGAAGAGACAAAAUUGCUGAAUGAAACAAAGAGUGUGAAGGAACUUGAAUACUUAAGGAGGAGGUAUGAGAGGAAAGCACAAAGGGUUUUGCAAGAGCAACUCUUGAAAUUAGAACGAGCAGAAAAAGAAGCUGAAUUUGCAUCAAGUGAAUGCUUAGAACAAUUUGAUUCACCAAGAACAAUUUGCACACCAAGAAAGCAUUUGUUUUCCUCUCAUGUAGAUUCAAGAUGUUCUGGCCUUGCAAGUGUGAGAGAAGCUUGUGCAUAUAGUACCCAUUUGGGUUCUGAGUGGUCGAAUUUGAAACAAAGUGAAGAAUUGAAAGCAAAGAUUAACAAGCAGAGGCAAUCACUUCAUGUGAGCAGAGAAAACCAAAAGAGAAAACCAAAGCACAGUUCCAAGGUUAGAGUGUAUUCUCCAAGGAUGGGUUCCAAGGUUGAAAUCCGCAAGAUAAAGGCUAUUGAGGAGAAAAAGAAGGCAAAACAGAAGAUGAAAAAAGAAGAAGAAGAAAGAGAGGAAGUUGUGGAGGGAACAACAGGCUUGGAUUUGGAUAGCUUUGCUGUGGUGAAAUGUUCUUUGGAUCCUCAACAAGAUUUUAGAGAUUCAAUGAUUGAGAUGAUCACAGAGAAACAGAUCAACCAGCCAGAAGAAAUGGAAGAGCUUUUAGCAUGUUAUCUCACUUUAAAUUCUAAUGAGUACCAUGAUCUCAUCAUCAGAGUGUUCCGCCAGGGAAGAUCAAAUUAUCUCCACACGAAAUCAGAGAGUAAAAUAGCAAAUACGUCAAUGGCAUUUCAUGAGCAUCUUGUUCAUUAUAUUGAAGAAGCAGCAGCAGCAGCUCAUAGACUACAUCACUUGACACAGCCACAACACUUGACACAGCCACAAUAUUACUGUAGCCGUAAUGUCCACAACAGCAUCAGAAUCACCCAGCAAUUGCAGGAUGAUUUCCAUUCACAAAAACGGAGACUGGAGAUAAUCAUACCAAGGUUGGAUGUUGAGGUUAUGGUCACUGUCAUGGAUGCAAUUGUGUGA